GGCCUGUCUCUUCAAUAAAGGCAGGACCUUUCCCUGUUUUACUUUUAAAUCAGACACCCUCCUAAAACCCUAAUCCGCGCCUCUUCUCUUGAACUCUGCUCGGUUCCAACUUUCAAGUCUCAUUUUUGUAUAGUUGCGCGGCUUUUUGGUCCAUAUCUGGGUCUAAUGGCUUCUAAUACUGAUCUACCGCCAGGUGUGGACAAAGAGCAGGUUUAUGGCAUGCUAGCUAUGGAGAUGGAGUAUAAAGUAGAGCUGUUUAACAGGCUUGCUAUGGCAUGUUUCAACAAGUGUGUUGAUAAGAGGUACAAGGAACCCGAGCUAACUAUGGGUGAAAAUAGUUGUAUUGACCGCUGUGUCUCAAAAUAUUUUCUGGUGAAUGGUAUAAUCGGCCAGAUGCUCAGCGCGGGUCAGCGUCCGAUGUGAAGCUUAUGCUUAUAAUUUGGAAAUUUUGUUCUAAACGAAGACAUGGUCUAGAGUAGGGAGGAGAGGAGACUGAAACAGUGUGCUUUUCUGUGUAACAGCCUCCUAAUCCAAAGGUCACUCUUGUGCUCCAGAAUUAGCGACCUUUUUAGCUGCUUUAAUAAAAUCUUUAAGCCCAGUAGUGAAUAAUUUUUUUUUUUUAUCAAUGUAUUAUGAUGAUUAUAUUAUUUGUCAUUUAUUUGUGUUACCUGGAAGAACAUGAUACGGCGUAAGAAUAGCAUUUUUCAACUCUUCUUUAUUUUGAGGAAAAA
Messenger RNA from Manihot esculenta (cassava), 731 nucleotides. Its product is annotated as mitochondrial import inner membrane translocase subunit TIM10. Gene Ontology annotation, biological process: protein insertion into mitochondrial inner membrane. Gene Ontology annotation, cellular component: mitochondrial inner membrane. The record is from RefSeq and is a predicted model, not a curated record. The transcript has 6 exons. Lineage: Eukaryota; Viridiplantae; Streptophyta; Magnoliopsida; Malpighiales; Euphorbiaceae. Bases 166 to 423 code for a protein of 85 amino acids.